UUUUCUAACUCCUCGUAGCAUUUAAAUUCCUUUUAAGGGAAAUGCUUCAAAGAUUUGGGAAUUUGUCCAAAGAAGUGCUCAACACAAUGAUCCAUAAAGCAGUAAAAGAAAAUUUUCCUCAAAAAUACAAAAUUAAAGAAAAACAGAAAUCUGCGAUAAUUACAGCAUUACAAGGAUAUGAUACUUUUAUUCAAAUGCCUACAGGCAGUGGGAAGAGUCUGUGUUAUCAACUUACUUCUUUAUUGGAUGGAGGUGUUACUAUUGUUUUUUCUCCUUUAUUGUCUUUAAUUAGAGAUCAAAUGGUGAAAUUGCAAGGAGUUGAUUACAACAUUCGCUGCAUUGGCUUUGAUGUAGACGAGAUUAAUAAAAUUUUACGAACAAAUUCUCAACCUGAUUUUAAUUUACUUUUUGUUACUCCAGAAAAGGCAGUAAAGAAUAGCUUGUUUAUGCCGUUACUUUAUAACUUGGAUAAAAGAAACUUGUUAGCCAGAUUUGUUUUUGAUGAGGCCCAUUGUGUUCACUCUUGGGGCAAUUCUUUUCGUCCAGAUUACCUUAAAUUGGCUGAAUUAAUAAAAAGGUUCAGACAAACUCAAGAACGUUCAAACUCCACAAAAAUACCAAUUAUGGCCCUAACUGCUUGUGAUUCUAGAGAUGAACGGGAGAAAAUAAAUAAAAUUCUUGGAAUGGACAAGGAGUGUAGUCGACAACUUUUAUUCAAAAGCAUAAAACAACGUAAAAAUCUUCAAUAUCAAGUUUUAGACAAAAGAAAAGUAAAUGUGGAAGAAUUAAUUAAUUAUUUUUUUGAAAAGUAUCCUUCUGGCGUUGGAAUAAUUUAUUGUUUGACAAGGUUAGAAUGUGUCAAAUUGGCAAAAUUAUUUGGAGAUUUGGCUCGCCCCUAUUAUGCCAAAAUGUCAGAAAAAAGAAGGCAAAUAAAUCAGGAUAAAUGGAUGAAUGGGAAAAUAAGACUUCUUUGUGCUACUACAGGUUUUUUCUUUUGA
Molecule: messenger RNA, 998 nt
Organism: Meloidogyne enterolobii
Lineage: Eukaryota; Metazoa; Nematoda; Chromadorea; Rhabditida; Meloidogynidae
Source: the annotation of a GenBank genome assembly